This is a messenger RNA of Hevea brasiliensis (rubber tree), 1244 nucleotides long. RefSeq lists its product as uncharacterized. The record is from RefSeq and is a predicted model, not a curated record. Gene Ontology annotation, biological process: protein retention in ER lumen. Bases 209 to 1027 code for a protein of 272 amino acids. The transcript has 6 exons. Gene Ontology annotation, cellular component: membrane. Gene Ontology annotation, molecular function: ER lumen protein retrieval receptor activity. NCBI's taxonomy places the organism in Eukaryota, Viridiplantae, Streptophyta, Magnoliopsida, Malpighiales, Euphorbiaceae.
GGACACGUUAGUCCAUCAAAGCCGCGGUCUACGGGAUUUCUAUUUCAAAGCAACCCAAAGUCUUGAGUUUAUAUAUAUAUUAACCCAAUCACAGAUUCUGUCUUCUUCCUGUCUCUCUUCUCCCUUUAAAUUAAUCAACCCAGCCUAACUCUCGUAAAAUUUCCCAAACUUUUCAUCGUUUUCUGGGGCAAAUCAAUCCAAUUCUCCGAUGAGGCCGCAGAGAAGGCCAAUACACGCCGUCACGUCAUGGGUGCGCCGACAGCCGCCCAAGGUCAAGGCUUUUUUGGCCGUGGUGUUGGGGAUGGCGGCUCUCGUUUUCCUUAGAUUCAUCGUACAUGACCAUGACAGUCUCUUUAUCGCUGCUGAGGCUGUCCAUUCUAUCGGUAUCAUUGUCCUUAUAUAUAAGCUUAUGAAGGAGAGAACUUGCGCUGGACUAUCACUCAAGUCCCAGGAAUUGACAGCUAUGUUUUUAGCUGUCAGACUGUAUUGCAGCUUUGUGAUGGAAUAUGAUAUACAUACCGUACUUGACUUGGCUACAUUGGCAACAACUUUGUGGGUUAUUUAUAUGAUCCGUUUCAAAUUGAAGUCUAGUUAUAUGGAGGACAAAGAUAACUUUGCAAUAUAUUAUGUGGCGCUACCCUGUGCUAUUCUAGCACUUCUUAUUCAUCCAUCAACAUCUCAUAAUUUAGUGAACAGGAUUUUUUGGGCAUUCUGUGUAUACCUGGAAGCUGUAUCAGUGCUACCUCAGUUGCGGGUCAUGCAGAAUACAAAGAUAGUUGAACCAUUCACUGCUCAUUAUGUAUUUGCAUUGGGUGUUGCAAGGUUCUUGAGUUGUGCCCAUUGGGUUCUCCAGGUUUUAGAUAGUCGUGGACGCUUGCUGGUAGCCUUGGGGUAUGGAUUAUGGCCUUCUAUGGUUCUUUUGUCAGAAAUUGUCCAGACUUUCAUCUUAGCAGACUUCUGUUAUUAUUAUGUCAAGAGUGUGUUUGGAGGACGGCUUGUUCUCCGCCUUCCCUCAGGAGUGGUGUGACUGAAGAUCCUCAUCUGCUGUGGUCCUUGAGCAACAUUACCAUCCAAAAAUUAAUGUUUUUACGAAAUGCUGUUGCAAAAUUUUUCCCCCAUAAAGUUUUCUCCCUUGCUUUUAUGACCAGAGGUAAAGUAGGUCUUUUGUAAAUUUGGGGAUGCACAAACUCUGAUGGGUUUUUUUUUUAAUAUAUAUUUGAUACAUAAUUUUCUAGUUGGAUUAA